UGGUACCCCAUUCUCACACUAGUCAUUCCUUUAACUAACCCCAAUCCAUCUUCACUAUUCAUCCAUUCUUUGACUGCCACAAUGACCAAAAUAAUAAAAUAAAAAAAAAAGAAGGAAGGAGUGGAAUGCAUAAAUAGAGUGGUUGGUUGAAACUUGAAAGUGCGGUUCUACUACCUUAUCACAAAAGGAGAAACGAAGGAUUCUCUCACUAUGGCUUCAGAUGACACCCUCUUCACUUUUCACUCUUCUUCACUACAAGACGAAGAAGACUUGGACGAUGCCUUCGAUAUUCAGAAUCACCUCCACCCGCAUCCCCACAACGUCUCAAGGCUCUCCGUCUGCACCACCAGCACCUUCGGCCUCGACGACGACGACGACGACGACGACAACCUCGUCUCGCGACUGUCCAUCGAAAGCUUCGACGCCGACGGGGAGCAGUCCGACGGCAAGGAGUUGGCGCCCAGGCUGUCGUCGGACUCCGAGAAUGAGUUGGGAAGCUGCUACUCGUUGCCCUGCACGCCGCCGCGGAGGAGGAGCCAGGUGAAGGAGUACGCCAGCGACAAUGGCGGAGAGGGCGGGAAGAAGAAGGGUGGUCCGGCGCCGCGGAGGAGGAGGAGGUCGUUGAGGAGCGAUCGGUGGAGGUUGGAGUUGGAGCGGGCGGAGAAGGAGCAUGGGCUUGGGCUUGGGCUUGGGCUUGGGCUUGGGCUCAGCGGGGAGAGUGAUCACAGUGGGGUGAUGCUGAUAACGAGGCCCAAAGGUGGGAAGCGGGCCCUCUGUAUGGACUUGGACGAAGUUAAGGCCUGCAGAGAUCUUGGGUUUGAGUUGGAACAUGAGCGUUUACUUGACACUAGCAGCGGCGGCAAUUCUCCCAUCGCUAAUUGGCGUAUCUCUUCUCCUGGUGAUGAUCCCAGAGACGUCAAGGCUCGGCUCAAAGUGUGGGCGCAAGCAGUGGCAUUAGUGUCUACCACAAAAUACGCCACAUGACCAUCAUUUUCGCCUAACAACACAAUCUUUUCCUGCCAUUCAGACAAUUAUUAUAUAGCGUAUUAUAUCAUUGGUUAUAUAAUCUUCUUUUAGAUUUUAGGUUUUUGUUAGUCUUGAGUUUUCAGCUGGAAGUUCCUUUUUGAGUGAAGUUCACUUUUGCUUUGUACAGGAGUAGUGUUUGAAUAAGAUGAAAAGGCUUGUGAUCCGAGAAACUAGUAGUGUGUGAAUAGCCAAUUGAAAAUAUGUAGUGGAAAUGGGAAUGAAUGGCCAAAAAAGACAAAAAGAAAUAGGAUGGAAUUGUUUUGGGAAUUUUGGAUUCUAUAUAAGCGUGUUUGGUUAUGAGUU
This is a messenger RNA of Cajanus cajan (pigeon pea), 1329 nucleotides long. RefSeq lists its product as uncharacterized. The record is from RefSeq and is a predicted model, not a curated record. Lineage: Eukaryota; Viridiplantae; Streptophyta; Magnoliopsida; Fabales; Fabaceae.